AUCGUUUUCUCGUAAAGUUUUAUAAUUUCAUCCCUGCACGGAGGGCCGCACAAUUGAUACACUUAAAACUACAAUACUAGGCAAAAAUAUGAUCGCCUCAAGAGGACUACAGCUAAUGAGAAACUUUUCAACAACUGCAGCUCGAAAUAGUCAUGCAUAUGGUGGACCUGGAUCUAAUUUGCCGUUUGAUGUAAACAGCAAGUAUAAAUUUACAGCUCUACUGGCAAUAUAUUUCAGUACCGGGUUUGGACUUCCAUUUCUGAUGGUCCGAUUCAUUAAACACAGGGCACUAUAAAAGAUCCAAAGAGAACUUAAUGUAAUUGACAAUGUAGAUUGUUAAUGAAAAAAAAAAAUGUUAACACUAGUCAGUAGUUUUAAGUAAUGUAUUUUUUAUGUUUUGUUUGUACUAUGUAAUAAUUUCUUCUUUAAUAAUUGUCAACUGAAGCAAAUUGUACUUAAUAAUUUUGUUAAAUAAAAUAAUUAAGAGAAGUUAUUCA
This is a messenger RNA of Acyrthosiphon pisum (pea aphid), 497 nucleotides long. It is a transcript of the gene Cox7c, whose product is annotated as cytochrome c oxidase subunit VIIc. NCBI's taxonomy places the organism in Eukaryota, Metazoa, Arthropoda, Insecta, Hemiptera, Aphididae. Gene Ontology annotation, cellular component: respiratory chain complex IV. Gene Ontology annotation, biological process: mitochondrial electron transport, cytochrome c to oxygen. The record is from RefSeq and is marked validated.